CGGCGAGCGGCAAUCGCGCGCCAACCUCUGCCGCGGGAGGGCGCCGCCGACGCCCGUCGCGUUCCUAUAUCACGCACGUGCUUGCUACUACAACGUUAUCGUGUAUCGGUGUGAGUGACUGCCCGUUGAAUUAUUCCGUGUCAAUACGCCUCCGCCUCUGCCGGUGCGAUGCGUGUCUAGCAUACGUAUCGCACGAUUGGUUGUCGUGUGUAAAUGAAUAUGUUUGUUCUUGGGCAUUAUUGUUGUUCCCGAGGGAUCGGCGGCGAUUGAUAUCGCUCACGGAUGUGUUCAACGUUCGAAAAUGGGUUAACUGCGCUUUUUGGGAUGUCGCUCAAAAUUGAAAUGCGAUAGUUCUGACUGACUCUUUAUUGUGAAAGAUGAGGGAAUAGAACAGUGUGACAAAAUGGAUGACAGUUCACCUGACUUGUCGCUGAAAUUGCGACGAGGGUCCAGCGACUCUCGCGAGUCGUUUUACAUGGACUUCGCGCAAGGUAUCGACUCGGACAUCGAAGAGGUGACGACGAUUGAGCGUGUGAUUCCUGAGCAUCCGGGAGGGAGGACGGAGGGUGAUGCCGACACUCUGGCGACGCCGUCCGGUCUAGAGGAGAACAAGGAGCUGGGACAAUGUUGCUACUCCAUCCCGGCGAACAACAUGUCGGGUGGAUCUCACGUCUCCCGCGCCACGUUUGGGGGCGCAGACUCUGAGAUCUCUGGUGGUAGCGCUCCGCCUCUACCGAGCCCAGCUUCAGCGGGGGCUGCGCUGGUGUCUCCAGAGACACUGAGCCGCCACAGCAGCCCCCCACCACUACCACCACACCCUUCGCACCAGCAACCAGCACCUUCUUGUUCUUCCCAUAGAGUGCACCUGGAGUCCCCUUUGAGAUUAUCGAGUCCUCCAUCAAUGUCCCUGGGCGGCUCGCUGUCUCUCCAACCAGUGCUGUACGGGCCUGGUGGGGCACACGCCCCACUGCCCCCGUCCAGGCGGCUGUCCCGACCAUCUGCAGCUAUACAACACAUGCAUGUGAUUAGCGCAAGCGACGCGUUAGCAACAACUCUGUCGGCCCUCUACGGGAAGCUGCUCGUCGUCAUGGGCAUCGCCUUCCCCAUGGCUGAGGUCAUCUCCACAUACAUUCCACCCUCAUUCUAUGAGGGGUUCUACCUAUACCUGUACAUCGGCAGUAUGGUGUUCCUCCUCUACAUGUAUGCGGCUCUCGCGAGGGAUCGGUCGAAGUCAUCAGCUCCAGAUACUACGGUUGUUGCAAAAUCAGACUCAAGUUCAUCUCCAUCGGAGUCGGACUCCUGUUCAUCUCGCACGGAGCGCAGCACGGCCACAGCAGCCCACAUCCCGCCGCAGCUGGCCGCCAAGCGACUGUCUCUGGGCUUCGCACUGGCCUCACGCACACAUCACUACGGGAGCUUCUAUCUGAGGAUGGGGGCAGUUGCUUUCGGUAUCGGUUCCAUGAUCUACUCGGGUCUGGAGUUUGGUCAGUAUUGGGAGUUGGAGAGGAACACCAAUUGUCAUAACGUUCUCCUGGCCCUGACUCCGGCCACCAGGAUGGCGUUCAUCUUCAUACAGAUGUAUUUCAUCUUUCUUAAUAACGAGAUGAAAGUGUACAAGCACAAGAUUGUGGCCCGGUUUGGCCUGAUGCAUAUGGUUGGAACCAACCUUAGUGUUUGGCUCAACGUACUGGUUCAAGAAACGAAACACGAAAUCCUUACUUUUUACGACCCGGAGAACAAAACUAUUGGAUUGUCACAUCGACUUGCGUUCCAAAAGGCGUUUGCUUCAUUGACAACCGACGUGCCCCCAUCGCACCCAGCCGCCGCCCACCUGCGCGUCCCAAGAGGUCUCAAAGGUCCUCAUCACAUCUUCGAGUGCCGCCGAACAAACAUCAUGGGAUCCCUCGUCCAGGAUGCAUCUCCAUUCCUCUUCCCUUGUACCAUCGAAUACUCUCUCAUCUGUGCUGCGAUCCUUUACGUCAUGUGGAAGAAUAUCUCCAAAUACCCAUCAAAAGACGUCGCGGCAGCUAUAGUCAAAGCUCGAAUACUAGAAGGUCUGGCCUACAAAAAAUCCCCACAUUUGUACAGUGUCGACUGUGCACGAGCUCAUAAAGGCCUCUUCUUCGGAAUCCUAGUUUUGGUACUAACUAUAAUAUCAUUGAUACUCUUCUUUGUUUUAGUAUCAAAGAAGGAUUAUGCGACCCUCGCAGUAGUUGAAGUCAAUGUUUGUGAAUUAGCGCUGUAUGCUAUGACAACAUUUGCUAGUUUAGCGGGAAUGGUAUGUGUUAGGAAGCUGAAAUAUGAUGGAAACCGAAAUCUUGAGCUAGACAAUAUUCUUCUAGUAGGUGCCCAAACUGGAAUGUUCAUCUAUGGAACUUUCACAAUUAUCGGAGGACAUUUUACAAUAGAGAAGAACACCAUUCUCAUAUUGAUAACAGCUCUGUCCUCCUUGAUCCAGACUACAUGUCAAACCAUGUUUAUUCUCGAUGCAAGUCGAAGAUCAGCGAAAACGGCCGAACAGUUGCGAAAAAAGCCUGGAAGAGAAAUAGUUACCUUCCUAUUGGUGACAAACUUGGCAAUGUGGGCGAUAAACACUCUGGAGAAGUCAAGAGCAGAGUCUCAUCCUGUGCAACUACAUUUCUAUGGGUUGUGGGCUUGGACAAUCAUCACCCAUGUUUCGAUGCCUCUGGCUAUCUUCUACAGGUUCCACUCCACAGUGUGCCUGUGUGAGAUAUGGAAACGAGCGUACAAGAUGAAGCCUGCUUACAUGUAGCGACCGGCUCGGAGGUACUGGAGCACAGCGCUGUCUUUCAGGGUGUGAACCGUGGUACUUUCGGAACCAUACAUGUAGACAUGUGGUAGUUGGAUGUUAGUGCCAUAGUCUCAGCUAAGUACAGUGGACACCAGAUCGAAUACAAUAAUUAGAUAUGAGUAACAUGUCCUACCGACUCAUUAGAUGUAGUGGAAGGUUUCAUCCGUUCAGUGUUCACUAGCCACAUCGUUUGAAAGUUGACUGCUGUAAUGUUAAGUUAUUGUAUUAAAAUAUUUUAAUGUGUUAUUUAUUUGUAGCUUUAUUAUACGCUUUAAUUAUCAUAGCGGAACUGAUGUUGAGACGCAGUAUUUCACAAUUAAACGGGUUGGAUUUUAUUGAUUUUAGCGCUUUACAUUUUAGAUGUGAAUUUUUCUGCAAGUUUUUAGUGUUAAAUGUAUUGUUAAUAUAUUGAAUGUGAACCUAUUAAUGGAUAAGUUAUGUGUUCAUAUUUCAUCUUGUUUACUUAGACGUAUGUAGGAUCAGUUAGGGAUUAGUUAGUAAGUAUUUGUAGAGAUUGUAUUCAUUCCACAUUCCACUAUAGCAGUUAUAUCUCUCAAUCGCCAUGCGUAAUGUUUAUGAUGCACUUUGAUUCAAAACGAAAGUCUUCCAUUAGGUUACAUUGUUUUAUACGUUCCGUUUACAAUAUUUUCUGUUUCAGCUGCGUAUAUAUAGCUCGUAUUAUUCCAUAGUACAGUGGGAACAAUAAAUUCUAUCGACCUAACGAUAUUUUUUUGAGAAUUUUUGACUUAAAAACAAUACAUUGGUUAUGAUAAUAAAGUACUUUUUACUAUGAAAAGCGAAAUAGUCUGAGCAGAUAUUAGAAAUUUUGUAGCGGAUAUUUUGGGACGAAAAAUGUAGUAGUGUCAGUAAUUUUUGAUAAAUUUUUAACUUGUAGCGAUACCUCGGACCCAGUAGUUAGGCAAAAUGUAACACCAAAGUCGUAUAAAUAAGAAAUUUUUGGAGCUUAUUAUGUGAGUAGUCCAGUGAAUACUCGUAGAUACAUUAAUUGAUCGCCAUGCAUCACAUUUUCAUUGUCUAUAGUUAUAGACUUAGCAAUUUCGUCCACUACUUAUGAAUAUUUCACUUUUAUUUCAAAGACAUAUACACUGAUUUUUAAUAACAUUUUAUUAUUCAGUAGAAAGCGUUUUUAUAGCAGAGCAGAUGAGUAAAUUUUAAACUAUCUUUGCAAGAUUUUUAUAACAGAUUUUAUUGUAAAUUAUUUUAUCUAAAUAAACGAUAAUCUUAUGAAUUUUGCACGCCUGAAGCCGCUACUAAAUAAUUUUGUAAUUUUUUCUGUAAACUUAUGAAUUCAUAUUAAUCUAUUUUAUAUUUAAUAUUGCUCAAAUAUGGUAUACCUAAUUGCGACUCGAUUAUGUAGCAAAUAUUAAUUAUGAGUUUUUGUAUCACAAUUGAAUCUCAAAAUUGGAUUUUUAUUUUUGCUUCAGUGAUGGUUUCUUCUGGAAAUAAUAGUACCUACCUAAAAGUGUAUUUUCUAUACAUUUAUUUGAAAUAUUGAACAAUAGUUUUACCAUUUUAGUCCUAGAAAUUAGGAUACCUGCAUAUUACGACUAUAAUAUAUUCAAAUGUUUAUAAACUACUGUUUUAUAUAACGUUAAAAUUAUUUUUUCAAAUGUUACAUCUCAUUCCCAUUCUCUACAUUGCUUUGCAUAAUAAUUAUUAUACGUAGUUUCUGGAGAUUUUUAGAAAGCAAAUAAUUUUGAACCUUUUAUAUAUUAGUGUUAGAGUCCUUUAUACUUUUUUAUAAUAUUAUAUUAUGGUAAACCUAGUUGGAUGUACUAGGUGUGUAUAGUAAGUACAUUGAAUACUCAAUAUGAAAUUUUAGCUUUAAAUUAUAAUGUGAAAUACCAAAUUUAUACCUACUUAUAAAUUAUUGUAGUAUAGGAGUGAAUGCGAUACGUUGUACCUUUUUUAUUGAAGACAGAACGCCAUUGUGUUUGGUAAAAAGUAAAACAAAACUGCAAUAUAAAAGCGAUUGCUUACAUGAGAAUGUAUAAAAUAGAUCUAAAAGUUUAGAAACUCCUUUGUACUAGCUAUUUACAAAGAAAGUAAAUGUUAGAUACAUAAUAAUGCUCGUAUAGUUCUUAGAUAUUAAAUAAAUGAUGGACAUACAAGUCAUCCGUAGAUAACAAAAUACUCAUCUCAUAGUCAUUUGGAAAUAAUGGAAUUGAGUUUAAAAAAAUGUGUUAUUUUUCUCGAUUUACCAAAUGAUUCUCUUAACGCCACGCCUUUUAUCCCCGAAGGGGUAGGCAGAGGAGCACAUUACGGCAAGUAAUGCCGCUGUACAAUGUACACCCACUUUUCACCAUUUGUGUUGUAAGUUCAAUGUAAAAUAGUGGGUGAGUCUAUUGCCAUAUACUGAACACGAUUCUCUUUUAAAUAUAAAACUUUCCUACAUUAGAAUUUUCUAUUGUGUCGUUGUUUUUUUAUAAACAGAAUUACACCUAGACCCGGAAAAUAAAAUUAAGAACUGUUUGUGCAAGUACCGGUCCUUUGAAAACUUUUAUAUAUUUAUAUUCUAAGAGAAGAGCGAUUCUAUGGUCACAAUAUCUGAAGUUCCUUGUACCUAUUUAUUUUCUUACACUUCUCACAGUUAACAAUCCUUUCACUGGAAUGUAUAUAAAAUGUAAUGUAAUUAUAGAGUAAGGUAUAUAAAUGUUUUAAUUUAUACUUAGGAUAGUCUCCUUCGUACCCAUUAUACCAAAUAUUCGUUACAUUAUCUUUCAUUUUUUAGUUAGUUACUGGCAUUUUGUUUAUUUUCUGUAAAUUGUGGAUAACUUUGGCAUUGGUUUUGAAGUUUUACCUGCUUAAAUGAGACUUGUUUUUGGUCUAUCGAUGAAAACUAGUGAAUUUUCUAGUUACAAAAUCCUCUGCAACAGCACGGAGUCUGCAACUAUUGUUGGUACUCUUUUCCAAGUACAUAAAUGUCGGAGUUUUAUAUUAUUUUUGAGUUUACAUACAGUUUAUAUAUUAAUGUAAUAACUUCGGAACAGCCAAAGUGAUCCAUAAUUUGCAAGAACAAGUUAUAAAAUAAUGCCUUUGUAUAAAUAAAUAGUGAUACUAGAAUAUUGUUUUUGAUUAUAUAUUUGUGAGCUAUUUAUUUGUUUAGGAGCGACUGUGAAUAGAGGUUUAGCGGUAAGAUUGUCUCCUUGGAUGUUUAACGUUUACAAACAAAUAAAAACUUUUCUUGAAAUUAUCCUGGAA
This is a messenger RNA of Spodoptera frugiperda (fall armyworm), 6034 nucleotides long. RefSeq names its product proton channel OtopLc. Gene Ontology annotation, molecular function: proton channel activity. The record is from RefSeq and is a predicted model, not a curated record. Lineage: Eukaryota; Metazoa; Arthropoda; Insecta; Lepidoptera; Noctuidae. The transcript has 10 exons. The coding region runs from base 404 to 2773 and encodes 789 amino acids. Gene Ontology annotation, biological process: proton transmembrane transport. Gene Ontology annotation, cellular component: membrane.